AUGCCGGAGAAUGCGGUGGUAAGGCGCUAUCGUCUCACUCCUCAGGUCAUCCUAGACCUGGUUGACUGUCCUGGAGACAGUUUUGUUGUAAACGCGUACAUCACACGGCGAGGUUUGGAGGAGUGUGACAAAUACAACGGACUCGAAAACAGAGUCAGAGAUAAACAGGAGUUGCUGAAUGAGGAGCUGAAGAAUGGGCAUUUUCUUGAUAAUCACUGCCCCCUAGAGGUGGCGCUACCUCCAGAAAAGGCUGAGGGCUGUGCAGGUUAUAUGCCAUUUAUCCUUCAAGAAGAUGGAGAGAAAGCUAUUAUUAAAGACCCUAACAAAGGAUCAGGAAAGAAGAGAAUACAUCUGGAUGAGCUGGAGUGUGAUGUGUCAGUAGAGGAUGACAAUCGACAAGAAUGGACCUUUACUCUGUAUGACUUUGAUAACAGCGGGAAAGUAACCAAAGAGGAUAUGUCCAGCCUGAUGCACACCAUUUAUGAAGUGGUGGAUGCCUCAGUGAAUCAGUCCUCAAAUAACAGCAAGACUUUAAGAGUGAAGCUGACUGUCACUCCGGAACCCUGCAGCAAGAAGAAGGACAUGCCUCUUGCAGGACAAGAUCGGGAAGGAAGUCGCUGUCGAAAUGAAACAGAGUACUUGGAAGAUGGAAGGACUGGAGACAAAAGGCUAUCUGCUCAUAUUAGAAAAAACAAUGGCGAACAAACCCCAAACAAUGAAGGGGAUCAUUACUGUGUUGAUGAGAACACUGAAAGAAGGAACCAUUACCUUGAUUUGGCUGGAAUAGAGAACUACACUUCUAGGUUUGAUGCAGGGUCACCACCUUCACAACCCAGACAGGAAAAUCAUGGGAAAAGCUCCCACUCUCAGAACAGGUCCCGUUCACAGGAGUCUGAAGCGCACAACAUCCACCAUCGACGGUCCCAGUUACUGUCAGAUUACUUACUACAUGCUGGGGAGCCCAUGGGCAGGGGCUUGGAUGUGCUGCAGAGGGGAAAAGGCCAGGAAAAACAGUUUGUAAAGUCUCCUAAAGGGAUUUCGAAAAACCCUGGAGUACCUGCUGUAAAUAAUGGGGGCAAGUUGAGCAAAGGCUAUAACUACUACAUGCCACAAAGGGCCUCACAGGCAGGACUGGCUGGGCAAGAUGUCUAUCACCUCCAGCCUCAACAGCAGCAGCAGCACGGCCACAAGAAGUACAGGCAAAAGGCCAGAGAUGCCCACUCGCCACUGAAGGCUUCUCACCCCCAACCUACAGUGACGGAGCAUGAGUUGAAGAGGGAUUUACCACCAGUCCUUACCAACGAGGGCUAUGUUAUGCCAGUUGUACAAAGACAUGAACAUCACCAUCACCAUGAACACCACCAUCACCACCACUACCACCACUACCACCAGUCAUGACCGGCACCUUCUUUUGGGAAAUGUUACAAAAUGGAUGUUUGUUACAGCCAGUAUUUCGAUUAUAGAUACCUGCAGUAUGAGCUUUUUUGGAUACCCACAAGGCUCUGUUACUUACCAUACCUACCAGAUCAGUUCACAACAUACAGAAAUUUGUGAUAUUGUGUUUAUUCAGUGUUAAAUCUUUUUUUUUUUUUUU
Molecule: messenger RNA, 1594 nt
Organism: Polyodon spathula (Mississippi paddlefish)
Lineage: Eukaryota; Metazoa; Chordata; Actinopteri; Acipenseriformes; Polyodontidae
Product: protein naked cuticle homolog 2-like
Exons: 9
Coding region: 1-1398 (465 amino acids)
Biological process (GO): negative regulation of Wnt signaling pathway
Cellular component (GO): cytoplasm
Molecular function (GO): calcium ion binding
Source: RefSeq, a predicted model, not a curated record